GAAAAACACUUCUCUAAUCUUCUCUCUUUUUCCUGUUUGUUUUUUUGCCACUCACAUUUAAACACCAAAACAAGAAGAAGAAAAAACCCAUUUUUUUAGUGAUUUUUUUAGUGACAAUUUAAACCCCCCAAAAAAAAAACAAUUGAUUUUGUUGAAGAAUGGGAGUUAUGAAAAUCAACCCUUUUUACUUUGUUGUUCAAAUAUCAUUUGAUGUUAUCUCAUCUUUCAUCAUCUUCUUUCUGUUCAGCUCAGUUUCACCCUCAUAUGGAUAUGAUCCUUUGGAUCCUCAUGGAAACAUAACAAUCAAAUGGGAUCUGUUGCAAUCAAAUCCUGGCUCUAAUGAUGUGAAGGUAUCAAUACUUAAUUUCCAACUAUAUCGCCACAUAGAGCAGCCUGGGUGGAAAAUGGGAUGGGAUUGGACCCGUGAUGAGGUGAUUUGGGCCAUGCAAGGAGCUGAAGCUACUGAGCAAGGCAACUGCUCAAGGUUCAAAGGUGGCCAAUUGCCUCAUUGUUGUGAAAAAAGGCCUUUCAUUGUUGACCUUUUACCUGGAGCCCCAUAUAACAUGCAAACUACUAAUUGUUGCAAAGGAGGCAUCUUAUCAUCCAUGAUCCAAGACCCAUCUAAGUUCGGUGCCGUCUUUCAGAUGAGUACCAGUGCCGCUACCAAUGAAUCCGGCUUCCAUAUGCCCGAAAAUUUCACUAUUGGAGUUCCGGGAUAUACCUGUGCAAAACCGGUUCAGGUUGCACCGAGUAAGUAUAGUUCGGAUGGAGGUCGUCGGUGGACACAAGCUCUUGGGACAUGGAAUGUGACAUGUAUGUACUCACAAUUUUUGGCAUCUACUUCUCCAAAGUGCUGUGUGUCCUUAUCUGCAUUCUACAAUAGCACCAUUGUUCCUUGUCCGAAGUGCAGCUGCAGCUGCCAAGGAUUACCUGGAGCAAAAUGUGUAAAAUUUGGUGAAACACCGUCGUUGUUGCGACAAAUAAAAGAUUUGAACCGGGAGUCACCAUCUUUUGUGAGGUGCUCGCAGCAUAUGUGCCCAAUUCGAGUUCAUUGGCAUGUGAAACAAAGUUACACACACUAUUGGAGGGUGAAGAUAACUGUGAAUAAUCUGAAUAUCUUGAAGAAUUACAGCCAGUGGAACUUGGUGGCAUUGCACCCCAACUUGAAAAGCUUGAUACAAGUUUUCAGCUUCAACUAUGAACCACUUAACCAAUAUGGCCAGAUCAAUGAUACAGGGAUGUUUUGGGGGAUUGAGUAUUACAAUGACAUGCUGCUGCAGGAAGGUGAAAGUGGAAAUGUUCAAACAGAAAUGUUGCUACUCAAAGAUCCAGAUAUGUUCACUUUCAGAGAAGGAUGGGGUUUCCCUAGAAGGAUUCUUUUUAAUGGCGAUGAAUGCGUUAUGCCCCCUCCUGAUCAGUACCCCAGGCUGCCUAGUACUGCACAACUUGGUGCCCAAUUGAGCUUUUCUACCAUCCUUUUCCUUUUGUGGCUGCUAAUAUUAUGUGCUGAGUAGUGAGAGUUUUCAAGUUUCUAAUUGUACAAAAACCACUCUUCUUUGUUCCAUUGAGAAUUGCUAUAAAGUAAAGGUGAAAGAACUUGAAAA
This is a messenger RNA of Gossypium arboreum, 1604 nucleotides long. RefSeq names its product COBRA-like protein 6. NCBI's taxonomy places the organism in Eukaryota, Viridiplantae, Streptophyta, Magnoliopsida, Malvales, Malvaceae. Gene Ontology annotation, biological process: plant-type cell wall cellulose biosynthetic process; cellulose microfibril organization. The coding region runs from base 159 to 1514 and encodes 451 amino acids. Gene Ontology annotation, cellular component: plasma membrane. The transcript is spliced from 6 exons. The record is from RefSeq and is a predicted model, not a curated record.